GUGCCUUUGACCGUGUCGCGCUGACGGUGGGCCGCCUGCCGACGCGAGACUGUGCGUUACCCCGCGCAACCCGAGAACGAGACAGAGACGCGCCCCGGGGACGCCGACGUGCGCGACGCUAAAUGGCUAUCGCGGGAUAAAGGGCGUACUUGGUCCGUGCAGUGUUUCUCGAGAAGAGCGAGGUGCGGCCGCGCGAGGAUACGGCCCCCGAGAGGGACGCGAGAAACGAUGGAGAAGCGGCAGGAGGUCCUCGCUCCGUUUUCCUCCGACGAGUGUCCGAACAGCGGCGAGGACAGCGAGGAAGAUGUAAUAACUGAUUACCUUGGCUCAUCGCACUCCGACUGCGAUCGCGUGCUGCCUAUCAUUAAUGGGGAUCUACGCGGCCUGAGUUUACACGGCGGCAUAAUCACGGAGACCGGCUACAACACCAAAGACAAUACCGACAAAGUACCGAUCACCAUGUCCGAAAGCGGCGACGAGCAGCAGCACCACCAGCAGCAGCAACAGCAGCAGCAACACCACCCGUUACUCGCACUCGGCACUAAUAUACAAGCCCAGCCUAAUCCUCUAGUGCCCAUCAUUAGCGUCACGCCUCAUUCGCCCGGUGUGGCCAAAAAUUAUCCGGUUCUAGAGGAAAAUUUGCAACAACUGCAUGAGAUUCACGACUGCAUCCAGCGUAUGCGAGACUUGACACUAGGCACUCUGGGAUGCCACAUUCGCGCCUCCAACGACGCUCCACAAAGAUUGACCUCCUCCUGCCCGUCCCUGUGCCCGCUGGCUUCGGCCGAGCUCGCGUCUCGUUCCGGCAAUCAUCAUCACCACGACACCGGUUCUGACCCAGACCUUCUCCUCGGCAAUUGCUCCACGAACAGCUCCCCGACGCAUUUCCCGUCAGCGAGUAGUCAUACCCGCUCGCAACAGGCGCAAGGUAUAGAUCGGAGACGCAGCUGGACCGGAGAUCUGGAGGAUUUGGAGGAGAGCCGACGCGGCCGCCGCCGGUACUCCGGACAGAAUCAUCUGCAAGUCCAAAAUAUGGUUAAUAUUGCCCGUUACUUGUUGAAACCAGGGCAUGAUUCUAUCUCGCGACAACGCAGCAUUAGUUUAAGUAGCCUAGACAGCGAAAACGAGCUAGAAUUAGAUGGAAAAUCAUGUAGCGGAUCUGCAAGCGUAAGCAAUCGGGCAUGCAGGUCGCAAACGAGCACGCACUCGCUGAACGAAGCUGAUCUUAUACAGAACGAAUAUCAGAAGAUAGUCACAAAGAGGGGUAGUCAGAGAUUAGCAGAAAGUAGCAGUCUAAUGCCAGGACUGACUUCGCGUUUACCACUUCAGAAAUCUAUAUCGACGCCCUCGAUCGUUACACCGCAAGUUCACGCGCAUUUAAACGAAACCGGAACUCGAACGACACCUUCACUUGCAGCCCGUCGUGAAAGAAACGAAAAGGGUAGUGGGAGUGAGACAGAAACUGAAGAUCUUCAUACACCACACAGCCACGAAUUCCAUGAAGACCGGGAGGGCACUCCGAAUGUCCAAAUAUCCCUUGACGAGCUUUUGACCGAUGGCACUGCAUACGAUGAUCAUCAUUCCGAAAAGACUAGAAGAAAGCGCGGUUCUAUUUUCUUCCGCAAAAAGAAGGAUAAAAGCGGAAAGAAGACUAGUCAACAGCAUCAGUGGGUAACGACGACGGUGGGAACUCAGGGAAGCUUAUUAUGUGAUGUUUGUAUGAAACAUUCGACGAAUAAACCGCUCCUUCACUGCGACAAUUGCGGAGCGUCGGUUCAUCAAAGUCAGGGAUGUAAGGAUCAAUUAAUGCUGGAGUGCAUCAAGUCCAAACAUCACUCCGGAAAAUCCGCAGCAAAGUCUUCAUCUAACGUUUCCACAAUGUCGAGUAACAGCAGCGUCAACAAACGGGGUUCCACGACGUCACUGCCUUUACCGACAUCAUCCGGAAGCGGAAGGGAAAUUAACAGCCACAAGAAAACCGUGUCAAGCUACAGCCCUUGGCGGCGAGUCGCCACUAAGCUUGGAGUCAAUCAAACGAUAAACGAAGAAAAAGAUGCCGAGGGCGGGCAACAUCGUGAUCUUCCCAGCGGAUGGGAAGAAUUUGACUUUGGGGACGAUGUUCAUCAGUUCACAGUGGCAGAUCUCGAGGAGAUAGAUCCCGAGCUGACGUUGGGAAAGGAGGAGCCCGAUUCUUGGAGCUCCGCGAUCGGACGUAACAUUGCGUUACGUCUCGUCGAUCAUUGCGAGCGCGAGGUGAAGAGGCAGGAACAUAUAUACGAAUUCGUGCUGACGGAGAAGCACCAUUGUUUGGUAUUGCUCGCCAUGGAGAAGAUCUUUGCGGAAGGAUUGCGACGACACUUUCGUCUAGGUCAGCCGGAUCUCGAGCGCAUGUUUCCCCGACUACGGGAUCUGAUCGACAUCCAUUUACGGUUUCUGCAGAAGCUGUGGAAACGACAGAAUGCUAAUCCCGUGGUCUCCACGAUCGCCGACAUUCUAGUCGAGCAAUUCUCGAGCGAUAACGCACAACGCAUGAAGAGUGCGUAUGGGGAAUUCUGUAGUCGUCAUCGGGACGCCGUUGAAGCGUACAAGUAUUACUUGCGUAACGAUCCUCGCUUCGCCCGUUUUGUUCGCCACUGUCAGACGAAUCCUUUGUUGAAAAAGAAAGGUAUACCUGAAUGUAUACUCUUUGUUACUCAACGUUUGACGAAGUAUCCGUUGCUGAUCGAGCCGCUCAUCAAAACCGGCGUUACACAAGAUGAAGGUGAAGACUUACGUAAAGCACUGGUCCUUGUUAAAGAGAUUUUAGCUGAUGUAGAUGCCUGUGUAGCCGACAAAGAACGAGAAGAUAGAAAAUUAGAAAUAUACAAUAAGAUCGACGCGAAGUCAUUCGCGACGUAUCGUGGUGCCAAAUUCAAGAAGUCGGAUAUAAUUAACAGAAUCCUGAAAUUCGAGGGCACUGCAUACUUAAUGCAAGGUCGUGGCAAAAUGACUGCCAUUGUAGUGGUCGUUCUCUCAGAUAUAUUGUUUUUCUUGGCUGAGAGAGAUCAGAAAUACGCGUUCUUCGUGCCUGACAAUAAAGCGGGUAUAGUAUCGCUGCAGAAGCUACUGGUUCGCGAAAAGGCCCGUCAAGAAUCUAGCAUUUACCUGAUAAGCAGUAAUCCAGCCGAACCGGAAAUGUUCGAGCUAAAAAUUCAGAAGCCAAAGGAUAAACAAUUAUGGAUACGGGCUAUUCGAUCAGCGGUCGAGACUUGCCCGCAAGAUCCUGAAAACGAGGCCGACACGCUGACUGAAAAUAGUAAAGAGUUGCGAGACACUCGCUCCUCCUCGAUUUCGCUGAUCUCCAUCGAAGAGAAGCAGCGUAUUGCCAAGGUUAAGGAGUCGCAUAUACUUAGAAUUGUCGGCGAAUUGCGAAAGAAAGAUGCAGAGCAGGCGUCGCUGUUUGAGGAGAAGAUCAACUUGCAAAUGCGGCUUUUACAAGCGGCGAAUGUCUGCGCGAACGAGAGCGAUAAUGAGAGAAUUGAAAAGCACGAGAAGGAAGGUGCCGAUUACACCCGAUUGGUGCACAAUGAAGGAACUGAUACCACUCAAUUGUGGCAAGAGGUGGUUGUGGCCGUGCAAGAAGCGACACGUCUUGCUAGCACACUGUCAUUCAGCGCGGGUGGCGGUACUCUAUCGCGAAGCUUAAGCUCCGCCGGCGAACGCCACAGCGAAGCUUACAUUCCGCCUGCUCUUUGCGUUCCUCGAAGGGCCGAAACGUUUGCUGGUUUCGAUCACAAUAAAGAGAGAUACCCGCUGCGUGAUUCGAACACGUUGCACACUGUGAUCCCUGUUACGAAACCCGGUGAAUUACCUAAAGAAACUGCCGACGAGAAGGACGGCCAAGAAUUGGAGACAAGCAAGGAUCAGCAGUGGGCGGCGAUACGUUUGUCUCAUCACGUUUAUACGUUACUCUGUAUAAUAAGUAAUCAGAUGACAACGAUCGACAGUCUACAAGCGCAACUGGUCGCAUGUAAGGAGGGCAGUAUGGGCAAGUCGUCCAAUAGCCGACCGAAUCCGAAUCGUCAGUUGGAAGAGCUGCGGAACUUGCAGGAUCAGCUUUGUCGAGAAAAAGCGGCGUUUCGCGCCGCAUCUCAGCAGGAGAAGACCCAGCUGGAAGAGGAACGAGCCGAGUUGGCGCGGCAGAGGGAGCAAUUGGCCGCGGAGCAGCGGGACGUAACGCAACAACGGGAUCAGUUGUAUCGACGACUCGAGGCAUUGGAGCGACAGGGCGUAACGCUGGUCGGAAGUUCCACGACCGGCUCGACGAUGAUUCACCUAUCUCACUUGACGCAGAACGCCGAAACGAUGCAGCAAAGCGCGCGCAGCAAGGCACAACCCGACGCGAAACGCAUUCCUCUGAAUCUGAUCAGUGCAACAAAUCAGCAGAAAGUGCAGAGUAACUUGCCGAUCAAACAACAGCUGCCGCUGAAGCUCGCCAGCGGAAGUAACAAUAACACAAGAAGCGGUAGCACCGCGAGCAACAAUAGUCCGGAUCGGCAUUCCAGGGCGGGCAGCAGCCCAGCGAUCGUCACUGGAUCCGUAUACUCGUCGCCAGAGCUCGGGAACAGUCACCAUCACGGAAUCUGCGGGAAUAACACGCAUUCGUCGAAUCGUUCGCUUCGCAUCACUCGCUCACCGCCCGACACCUCGUAUGCGCAUCAGCAAGCGCAGCAACAACAGCAUCAGCAGCAGCGAAACGCGGAGCCGCAACCGCAACCUCCACCGCCGCAGCAACAGCAGCAGCAGCAGCAGCAGCAACAACAACAACCGUUGGAGGAGGAGGUGAUCUUCUUCUGACGAUUCUUUCGAUUCGGUCGCAAGCAUUCGUCGCGUUCGUCGCGCGCCAGCGCCGCCGCCACCACCGGUACGACUACGCCAACUUUAA
Temnothorax curvispinosus is the source of this 4924-nucleotide messenger RNA. It is a transcript of the gene cyst, whose product is annotated as rho guanine nucleotide exchange factor 18-like. Bases 229 to 4836 code for a protein of 1535 amino acids. The transcript is spliced from 19 exons. The record is from RefSeq and is a predicted model, not a curated record. Gene Ontology annotation, molecular function: guanyl-nucleotide exchange factor activity. Gene Ontology annotation, biological process: regulation of Rho protein signal transduction. NCBI's taxonomy places the organism in Eukaryota, Metazoa, Arthropoda, Insecta, Hymenoptera, Formicidae.